AUGAAGAAUCCGUUUGAAGCAGAAGCCGCCACACCUGAAACGCUCCACACGUGUACCAGCAGUACAGCACAUGAAGAUGUGGAUGUGGAUGUGGAUGUCGACGAUGAGAAUUUGAUGCCAGCAAAGCAGUUGGAGUUUCUAUUGACUCCUGAUGAGUGGUACGCGCUCGGAGAGAGAGUCGCCUACGAUCUUCAAGCCAACAAGAUUACUACUGAUCAAGCUACUAGUAUAGAAGACACAAGUAGUAGUUCUGUGGUGAAAGUGUUUCGUCGAGUGGUCAAAGAAGACAACAAUCAAGAUGAAGAUGAUGAUGAUGAAGAAGAAGAAGACUUGCAACGGUGGAUGACGUUUCUUCCGUCUGAUCCUGAAGGUUCCUUUGCCUUUCAAGCUGUGGAACAAGCGCUCAGUCUGUCCACAAGUACAUGUACAAGUACAAGUGCUACUAGAUCUACGCGUCAGAAGAAGGAGAAGGAGACACAAGAACACAAGGGACGUUGUGACACGGAGUCUACUGAAGCUUCCUUGGAUUCUCAGAACUUGAUUCAUGUACAUGGCUGUGUUGGUGUAGAAGGAGAAGAGACCAUGAUGUCAUCAUCAGACCAUGCUCUUCCUCUACCUCGCCUCUACUUGGAUUACGUGGGAAUGGGAGACAGUGACUCCAUUCACACUACCAGUAGUCAUCAUCAUCAUCAUCAACCCUCACUGACCAAACAACGUGCCGAUCUGGUAGAAGCUCUGUGGGAAGAACAAGGAAUCAAACGAACGGUGGUUGUCUCGGCUGGAGAAUCUUCGUCUCUUGUCAUUAUGGAACUUCUUCAACGACAAAGAAAUAGAUUGGCUGCUGGAUCUCCCUUUCCAAAACUGCUUCAUGUACUAUCACUCAAUGGAAGAUACGUCGCCAAGACACGACAAAUCAACCAAUUGCCCACCGUCACGCAAUUGCUGCGCAGUGACAGAAUGGGACCCAAGCUGGCACACAAGGCACAACGAUCAGACUUUACAAUCGCACACUGUCUAGGACCACAUCUCAGAGGAUGCUCUGCCAAAAACAAACAACUCAAGAAACAAAUAUACUCCGUUGUUCGACGACACAAUGGCACUUCUUCUCAAUUACUAGAUAUGGCACGCAUUGUCGAUGAUCACCUGGACCGCCAACAUCGAUAUCGAUGGCACUUGCCACACUUACUCAAAGUAUUUGCUGUGGACCAAGGAAUCACAUUUCAUUUGGCAACCACCAAUAGUAAAAAGGCUUCUCAACAGAUACAAUUGGUACAACGACAACUCGAUGACUACGAACUCACUGAUAUUCCACAUGUGCGAUACGACAAGUUCGAAGCCGCGUCCACCACGGCAUUUCUAUUCGACACAUCUGCCGUGGAAGGAUUCGUUACAGCUAUUCGACAAUUGCAACAAGCAGACAUUCCCAUGUCAUACAAUGCCAUAAGAAAGAAUAAAUGUGCACACGACGAUGGACAGUUGAUACUGUGGAGACGAUCCUUUGGGGAAGAUGAAUUCGAUGAGCUCGAUGAAGAGCCACACGACAAUGAUAGUUAUCUAGAUGAUGAUGAUCAUGAUCAUGACGAAGACGACCACCUGGCCACUCAGUCACUCGAUACGAGACUCGAAACAGAAAUUGUUUUUGACAAUAGUGAAAUGGAUGACGACGAGUUUGAUUUGUUCUAA
Molecule: messenger RNA, 1683 nt
Organism: Seminavis robusta
Lineage: Eukaryota; Bacillariophyta; Bacillariophyceae; Naviculales; Naviculaceae
Source: the annotation of a GenBank genome assembly